Molecule: messenger RNA, 546 nt
Organism: Fusarium odoratissimum NRRL 54006
Lineage: Eukaryota; Fungi; Ascomycota; Sordariomycetes; Hypocreales; Nectriaceae
Exons: 2
Coding region: 1-546 (181 amino acids)
Molecular function (GO): protein binding
Source: RefSeq, a predicted model, not a curated record
AUGGCUUUCACAAUUUACUACAAACAUGGUCAGAUGCGCGCGCGCUUGUGUCCUACCGCACCGUUUGUUGUUCCGCAACAGCUAUCGCAAGUCAAACGAGACCAAUCGGCGCUAUUCAAGACUCUUCCGAAUGAGAUAUUGCUCGAGAUCACAUCCUAUAUAGAGGUUGAAGACAGACUCUGUCUUGGACUCACUUGCAAAUCCUUAUUCUAUCGUCUUUGUCAGUCUACCGACUUCCACAUUAUCUCAGCCAGUGGCCAUGCGUACUCUGACAUACCUUAUUGUUCACAUAUCAAGGACCUACUCAAGCGCAUGAGACCCCUGACUCCCAAAGGUCAACCCAAACGGACGAUGGAACUGUGCUGCGACUGUCUUCGAUAUAGACCUAAACGAGUGACAUACUGGAAGGAGAUGAUAAGCAAGAAGAAUCUACGAUCUCUGGAUCUGUGUGCCGCCAACGAUGCAGCAGAGUCUUGGUGCACGGGAGAAUCCAUACAGUGUCCAGGAUGUUGGUUCAAGGGUGAGUCAGAUUACAUUAUGGAUUGA